AUGUCGGACACUAAUAUUCCCUCAUUAGCAAACCCCAACGGCCCCACGCUUGCCGACGUGCUUACCAUCCAGCAGUCGUCGUCUAUCUUUUAUGAUUAUCUUCGCGAAAUCCCGGAUAUAGUCGAUCGCUUGACGGAUACCAGUGGGAAUGUGAUGACGACGGUAUUCGUACCCAGGAAUAAGGCGGUUAUCACGUUGCCCCGUAAGCCGCAUCUCGGUGCUGCGGGAGAUGAAGUUGAAAUAUUGACCGGCCGCCAAUACGACGAACGCUCGAGGAAGAACAUUGCUCGCUGGAUUAGCGCGCACGUUGUCCCGAGCCACCCGAUCGAGCUUGUGGGGUCUCACUCCACUAUACUUCCGGGAAAGUCUAUUCAUUUUGAAUGCAAGGAUGAGAGUGAAAAGACAUGGGAACAUUGCACGUUGGAAUCUGGUGUCAAGAUCAUUCAACGUGUGGAGGCGUCUAACGGUGUACUAUAUAUUAUCGAUGGAACGAUCAAACCUUGA
This is a messenger RNA of Rhizoctonia solani, 504 nucleotides long. Its product is annotated as Fasciclin domain-containing protein. The transcript has 4 exons. Bases 1 to 504 code for a protein of 167 amino acids. Lineage: Eukaryota; Fungi; Basidiomycota; Agaricomycetes; Cantharellales; Ceratobasidiaceae. The record is from RefSeq and is a predicted model, not a curated record.